AUGGCUACGCUCGAUAACGAGGCAGACGGCUGGGUCCGAAACGGAAAAGGUAUCUGUGCCACGCCCGCAUGUGACAACGUCGAUGUCAACGUAGUUUCCAUGCUCGUUAUAUUGAAUGUUGGCGGAAAGAAGUUCUAUACCUCGCUCGAGACACUGAGGAAGAACCCGGGUCCUUUAGACAGAAGCAUGCUUGCGGAGAUGGAUUUUAUGGAAGGCGAGGAAGUUUUCAUCGAUAGGGACCCUACUCAUUUUAACUAUAUCCUAAAUUAUCUUCGCGAUGGUACCGUGAGUGUAAAUGGAAGUGGAAGCAUCAGUGCCCAGCUAAAGCGCGAAGCUCAGUUUUAUGGACUCGAGAGCCUUGUGCAGCACAUCGAGUGUCAGUCUCAGCCCACGAUUGUGGAGACUCUCCCAUCCGAAGUUUUCGAAAACCUUACUCCUGAGCAAGUCAUCUCCUCAGAUGAUCAUUUCAAGGAGUAUGAUAAGCUGCGUUCCGCUCCGUUUAGAGGCGUGAUUUGUCGCAAAUUUUGUGGGACCUCUUUUUGGCGACAAUUGUUAUACCCUGAGCUUUACUGGAAACAAGACAUUUUCUUCUUCCGUGAUAGCUUGAUUUCCACAAUGUUUCAUCCGGUCAUACUAAAUCUCCGUGGUGAGAAAUUUCUCCUUAACACAAGGACGCUAAGAAAGUGUCCAGGCGCAAAUGAUUUGAGCAUAUUUCUAUGCAUGGAUCUUCCGUGCUCGGGAGAGUUGUUUCUUGACCGAGACCCCGAACUUUUUGGGCAAAUCGUAUUUUACUUGCAAGACGGAAGACUCAGUAUACGGUACGAUGAACAUCUACUUGCUCUGUUGCAGCAGGAAGCCGAGUACUAUGGCCUCCAUCACCUUGCCGCGAGACUUCGCAACCUUCAACCUUUCGAUGGCGAACUAACCAUAGUUGCUGAUAAAGAACUUGCAAUAUCUGAAGACGCCGUCGCGGAAGAAGGAAUAGCUACACCAUCUGGCUCCUCUGGUAGCGACGAGGAAUUCGUUUUUGAAACACGUGCUUUUCAUGUUUUGGGAAAACGCCGAUGGUGGGAAUGUUAUCUUGAUGGCCCGGAUUGGUUGGAUUAUGGUUGCCGUAGAACUGGUUUUUGUGGCAAUAAAUAUUUGUUGUAUAAAUAA
Cylicocyclus nassatus is the source of this 1158-nucleotide messenger RNA. Lineage: Eukaryota; Metazoa; Nematoda; Chromadorea; Rhabditida; Strongylidae. The record is from the annotation of a GenBank genome assembly.